Arctia plantaginis is the source of this 2805-nucleotide messenger RNA. The record is from the annotation of a GenBank genome assembly. NCBI's taxonomy places the organism in Eukaryota, Metazoa, Arthropoda, Insecta, Lepidoptera, Erebidae.
AUGUUAUUAACCGUAAAAGAAAGACCGAUUAGGAAGGUCCCGGAAGUGACAUGGCUCGCCCGCAUCCAUUCCUUAAUCGUCGCCUGCGCAUACUAUUUACUUGUCAAACAUGUCACUAGUGUCAGCGCUGUCAGCCGAAUCAUGAGUGGACAGUAUUUGUUUGUGUGGUUUGUGGGGGUGUGCUGCUGGCUAACUGCGGCUGUGCCGCGGGGCGACCAUGGUGAAUUGAAGCUAUUUGCGCCGGUAUCCUACGAUGUCGAAACCACUGUACUCCUGAAUGAUGUCACGCGUAAGGACAAGGAGGUCGGUUACAAGAUCAAAGCGAUUUUGGACUUGGCUCCUGUAUGGUCGAACCAACAAACUGAGUUCUUUCUCAAGUUCGAUCUGCGUUCGCCCAAAUUAUAUCUGAGAGGCAAACAUGUGAAUGCUGAUUUUAUGCCAUAUGACUCAGUAUGGGACUCAUACAAGGAUUCCACAUUUUAUGCUCACUGGAAGAACGGAGAAGUCUCAUCAAUUUAUGUGGAUCCUGAAGAAUUAUUGGAUGUAGUUAACUAUAAGAAGUCCUUGGCCAGUCUACUUCAGUUCCAAAUAUUGGAUGGUGAGUACAACGAGACUGAUGUAUCAGGCCCAUGUGUAGCACUGUAUGAGACUAUAUCGGACAGCGUAUUUAGGAAAAUUAAGCGCUCGUGCAUAGAAGACAUUGACAGCACAGUAAUCGAGGCACGUCGUAUAACCCGCUAUACUCUAAAUCCUAAAUUAAACGGCGUAGAUGCGCUGUACGCUGAUGAACUUGUAACACUUGGAGAUCCUACUCUCGGGAUCAAGGCCCGGGCAUGGACUCGUCUGGAACGCCGCGUGGAAUCUCCAAACUUGCCAUCCCGAGCUAAUACGUUGUCCAUUGCGCUUCAAGCGCUUCCUGCAGCUUUAAAGCCGCUGCCGUUAACGCUCGCUUCUGCCGGCUCUGAUGCAGGGGACGUGCUCAGCGAUGAGGAACUGUUCGCUUCUCUGGAGAAAAUUGGUCAAAGCGACAUCCCCGAAGCUGGUUCUCGUGAAGCAGAGGAAGCAGCUGAAGCUGUGCUUCGUGUACUACCUACACUUCGCGCUGCUACGGCGCAGCGCUUGGGCGUGUUAUUGGAACAUCCUGACGUGCAUUCUCAUCUGUCGGUGCUUUGCCGCCUUCUGGGAUUGGCUGGCACUCGUGCAGCGUACACGGCUGUGAGUGAAUUCGUGCAGAUCAGUGGCGAGGACCCUAUACAGCACCUGUCCGCUGAGUACCUCGGUGCGUUCUCACUAGCGCUGGAUCCUGAUGAGUCUGUGGUACUGGAUGUGCUGCGUUUGGGCGAGGAGGCACGUUCAGAGCCCGUAGCUGACAGCGCACUGCUGGCCGCUGCUGCAGCCGCUUACCGCGCUUCAUCAGCUGGUGCUUCGACGCUUUCGCAAGCGGUCCGAGAUGCACUCGCGCGCUCUCUCGCACGGUGUAAGGAUGACCAGUGCCGCACGGUGCGGUUACAGGCGGUCGGCAACUUGCACCGCGAGGACACCGCUGACUUACUGCUAGAGCACGCUCUUCGCGGUGUAAGCGGCGCGGCCGGGGCUGGAGACGCGGCGCUUGCAGCGGUGGACGCUUUAAGCGUUGCGCCUGAACGUGCGCUUACGUUCUCUCGCCUCGACCGUCUCACGGAGUUGGCUUUAGACGAACGCGCACCGCUUGAACUGCGCGCUGCGGCACUAGACCUAGUAGUACAAAACCGCGCACAUUUACCAGUACCGCUCGCCCGCGUCGCUCGUGUAUUAUAUGAGCGGGGCCCUCACGAGCUGCGACGCGUGCUAUGGCAGCGCAUGGCCGCCCUCAUGCCUGAGCACGAAGACUUACGGCGUCUACCUUCUAUGUUGAAACCUGUACUACGCGGUUGGGAUGCGCAGGCACAUUCUGGUACAUCAUCUGUGCUGGUACGUGAGACUGGAUGGGAGGGAGCCGGCUGGCGCGGCGUUCUGGAGUCGGUGCAGGUGGCCCGCGGGGGCCUGCUGCGGCGCGGGGUCACGUCUCUGCGCGCGCGCGACUCGCGAGGUCAUAGUGUGGACGCGCUCACCGUGCGCGUGUUCACGCGCGGCCUUGAGGCUUUCGGAGGAGGCGACGCGGAGACCAGCCCGGAGGGGGAGGACGCGCCGCCCGCGGAGGGAGCCGUCGGUGGCCUCGCGCUUAGCGUAGGCGGAGCGCGUAUGCGUGACGUCACACUUUUCAAUGGACAGGCUGAACUGCUGGGUCACGUGUGGGCAGGUACGGCCAGUACGCCCACCGCCGUGCUGCGUGCGCUGCUGCCGCUGACGGCGCUCGCCAGCGCUUCACCGCUGCACGCUGGGGUACGCCUGCGCACCCGCCACUCCGCCGCGCUACAGCUAGCGUUGGAUGCGUCCGCGCACGUGUCGCUCUGGUACCGAACUGCCCGUGGAGAGCUAGCCUUACGUGCCGCUGCGGCCGCUUACACCAGCGCCACCUUACAGACUGCGUGGGGCUCCGUCACGGCCAACGCGACUACGACUGUAGCGCCUCGUCUUCGCAUCGGCGCCGAUCUGGACUUCUACUCCACCGUAGCACUCUGCGUACGUACACGGACCGACGAGCACGUGCGUCGCCGACGUGUUAUGCUCGCAUCGCAUCAAGGCGUACGUCGACACACGGUGAGGCGGACACGGACGGAGGAGCGGCGAGUGGCGGGACGUACGCUGGCCCUGGGCCGCCCCAACGAUGACACGUGUCGCACGUUGCGUUCCGGGGACGACGACGAUGCAGGCGCCGGAGCUUAG